AUGCAACUUAAUCCGACAAAUUCACAACCUUCUCGAUCUAAUCCUACCCCAAACAAUAAUAAAACAAGAUCGCAACCUUCUCUAUUCUAUCCUCCCAGAGAAAAUAAUGUAAAUUCGCAACCUUCCAUGUUUCAUUUUCCCAAGGCAAUCCCACAAAUUAAUUCAACGGCAUCACGACCUCCUUUGUAUUAUCCUCCGAGGGAACUUUCGCAAAUGAAUGUGGUAAAAUCACAACCUCCUCUUUUUUAUUUUCCAAAAGCAUUUCCACAAAUAAAUACAGCAUCAACACAAUCUUAUCUCCCUGUGGUACAUUCGCGUGUGAAUCCACAACAUUUUCCCAUUCCUAAGGAACAAUCACGAUUGAAUAAUGAAAUGGUUUUUCAUCCGCUUCCUUCUAAUCAACACAUUCCGAAUAAUGAACAAACGUUUUAUCAUCCAAAUCAACAAAUUCAUCCUCAUCCUCCUAGUCAACAAAAUAAUGAAAUGUAUUAUUAUCCGCAUCCUCCUAAUCAACAAAUUCCAAAUAAUAAUAAUGAAAUGUAUUUUCAUUCGCUUCCUUCUCAUCAACAAAUUUCGAAUAAUAAAGUAGUAGUUCAGCAACUUCAUCAUCCCAAAGACACUUUACUAUUAGAAAUAGAAGAUGAAUUCAUCAAACCAAAUGAACAGAUAAAAGAUGAACAAAUAGAAGUUGAAACAAUCGAACAAAAUGAACAAAUAGAAUAUGAUGACCAAAUAGAAUUUGAAACAAUUUAUCCUGAAGAACAAACGCAAAUUAAUGAAAAUUUUCCUACAGAGCGAAUUCAAAAUACAUCGCGAGAUGCUGUUACUAAUCGAUUCUCCAGAGAAACUGAAAGUCAAAGAUUAAUGAUAUAUAUAAUUCCAGAUAUGCAAAUCGAGUCCACUUAUGAACCAGACUUGAAACUUCCAACAUCGGAAUUAUGGUUUGAUUACUUGAACUCAAGAAGUUUACCACGUGUACAUGAAAACAAUCAUUGUAUUGCGAUUGAUUGUGAAAUGGUUGGGGUUGGUGAAAAGGGGAAAACGUCUGUAUUAGCGAGAGUUAGCAUAGUAAAUUAUUACGGUGAAAUAUUAUUGGAUAAAUUUGUCAAAAUUACCAGAAGAAUUACCGACUACAGAACUAAAUUUAGUGGAAUUACGCCUGAAUCAUUAAUUAAUGCAAUUGAAUUUAAUAAAGUACAAAAAGAAGUUGAACAACUUAUGGGAGGUCACAUAGUAGUUGGACAGUCCAUUUACUUUGAUUUCAAGGCCCUUAAAACCAACCAUCCGGAUUAUUUGGUCCGAGACACAUCACUUUAUAAUAGUAUCUUUUGUUUAGAUCGAGACACAGUUUCUUUAAAGAAGUUGGCUAAAAAUGUUUUAGGGAUCAAUAUUCAAGAAGGUGAACAUGACUCAAUUGAGGAUGCAAGAGCUUCCAUGAUACUCUAUAGGCAUCGACAGGCUGAGUGGGAAGAAUAUUUGAAGAAGAAUGGAUUCCCAAAACCAAGGGGAUGUAGAAUUUGUAAUGCAUAUCAUGUCGUUAGUGAAUGUCCAUAUAAUCGAAAGAAUUAUAAAAAGCGUAGAGAUACUAGGGGUAGAAACAGUAGAAACAGGAGAGAUGAUGGCAUUGAUUAUGAUGAAUAUAAUAGAGAUCCUAAUACAUCUAAAUAUUACUCAUAUAGUAACUCCAAUCAAUAUAAUUCAUAUAUACCUAAUUAUAAUUAUGUAGAUAGGUAUAAUCAUAAUCGUCGUUGGGGGAAUUAUUAA
Funneliformis caledonium is the source of this 1764-nucleotide messenger RNA. Lineage: Eukaryota; Fungi; Glomeromycota; Glomeromycetes; Glomerales; Glomeraceae. The record is from the annotation of a GenBank genome assembly.